This is a messenger RNA of Cervus elaphus (red deer), 1568 nucleotides long. RefSeq names its product even-skipped homeobox 1 (gene EVX1). Bases 225 to 1445 code for a protein of 406 amino acids. The transcript has 3 exons. Gene Ontology annotation, cellular component: nucleus. NCBI's taxonomy places the organism in Eukaryota, Metazoa, Chordata, Mammalia, Artiodactyla, Cervidae. Gene Ontology annotation, biological process: regulation of transcription by RNA polymerase II. The record is from RefSeq and is a predicted model, not a curated record. Gene Ontology annotation, molecular function: RNA polymerase II cis-regulatory region sequence-specific DNA binding; DNA-binding transcription factor activity, RNA polymerase II-specific.
GGUGCGGCACAGAGGAGCGCUCGCAUCACAAGGUGACCCCAGCUCCCCACCGCCACCGCCGCCGUCACCGUCGACACCGCGUUCCGGCCGCUCCGCGCCCGCCCAGUCGCCUGGCCUCUUUCUCCCUCCCGCAGCCAAGAUCUGUCGGACCGCUGGGGACCCAGGGAGCCGGGGGGCUAGGAGCUCACUUGGGGCUUUCCCCCUCCCCCCUCCGAGAGUCCGGGAUGGAGAGCCGAAAGGACAUGGUUAUGUUUCUGGAUGGGGGUCAGCUUGGCACUCUGGUUGGCAAGAGGGUCUCCAAUUUGUCCGAAGCCGUGGGCAGCCCGCUGCCCGAGCCGCCCGAGAAGAUGGUGCCCCGUGGUUGCCUGAGCCCGCGGGCCGGUCCUCCAGCCGCCCGGGAGCGCGGCGGGGGAGGCCUGGAGGAGGAGCCGGUCGACGGAUUAGCAGGCAGCGCUGCGGGGCCGGGAGCCGAGUCGCGGGCAGGCGGGGCCGCGGUGCUCGGCCCCGGACCUCCGGCUGCCUCCGCCGACAGUCUCUCUGGCCAGGGGCAACCCAGCAGCUCAGACACCGAGUCGGAUUUCUAUGAAGAAAUCGAGGUGAGCUGCACCCCGGACUGCGCCACGGGGAACGCCGAAUACCAGCACAGCAAAGGGCCUGGCUCUGAGGCACUGGCCAGCAGUCCCAAUGGCAGCAGCGAGACCUCCAAAAGCAAUGGCAGUGGUGGCUCCCAGGGCACCCUGGCCUGCAGUGCUAGUGACCAGAUGCGACGGUACCGUACUGCCUUCACCCGGGAGCAGAUUGCACGACUGGAGAAGGAAUUCUACAGGGAGAACUAUGUAUCCAGGCCUCGGAGAUGUGAGCUGGCGGCUGCCCUAAACCUGCCGGAAACCACAAUCAAGGUGUGGUUCCAGAACAGGCGCAUGAAGGACAAGCGGCAGCGGCUAGCCAUGACGUGGCCGCACCCGGCCGACCCCGCCUUCUACACGUACAUGAUGAGCCACGCGGCGGCCGCGGGCGGCCUGCCCUACCCCUUCCCGUCGCACCUGCCCCUGCCCUACUACUCGCCGGUGGGUCUGGGCGCCGCGUCCGCCGCGUCCGCCGCCGCCUCGCCUUUCAGCGGCCCGCUGCGCCCGCUGGACACCUUCCGCGUGCUCUCGCAGCCCUACCCGCGGCCCGAACUGCUGUGCGCCUUCCGUCACCCGCCGCUCUACCCGGGCCCGGCGCACGGACUGGGCACCGCGGCCGGCGGCCCCUGCUCCUGCCUCGCCUGCCACGGCGGCCCGGCCAACGGGCUGGCGCCCCGCGCCGCCGCCGCCGCCGCCUCGGACUUCACCUGUGCCUCCACCUCCCGCUCGGACUCCUUCCUCACCUUCGCGCCGUCGGUGCUCAGCAAGGCCUCCUCCGUGGCGCUGGACCAGAGGGAGGAGGUGCCCCUCACCAGAUAAGGGGCCGCCCGCGGGCAGCCGGCUCCAGGACGCCCGUGGGGACCCCUCGGGGACUCAGACAGCAUCCCUCCCCGCCCCAGGGGCACCGAGGGGAAAGAAGAGGGCCACCGAGGACCAGCGGGA